AUGGCCGACAUGAUGUCGACGCAAGAGCAGCAGCUCUGCCAGGUGCUGCGAAACUUGCCCUACCGCCACCGGUGUCGAUACUCUGAGGAUGCCGCCCGAGAUCUGCUCAAGGACCUUUUCUGGUCCAUGGCUGGCGGUCGGGACGACUACAUGGAGCUUUUCUUCCCCACCGGUGGCCCAACCCGACCUGACGGGACCCUCAAGAUGCGAGACGCCCAGGGCGCCAUCGAAGGCGCAGAAUACACCGAGGCUGCGCGCGGCAAGGCUUGCGGACACAUUUUCAAACAGGGCGAGGCCUCGUACGCAUGCCGGACAUGCAGCGCUGACGAUACCUGCUGCCUCUGCAGCAAAUGCUUCGAUGCGACGGACCAUACGGGGCACAUGGUUAGGAUCAACAUCUCGCCUGGAAACAGUGGGUGUUGUGACUGUGGAGAUGCAGAGGCGUGGAAGAGGCCCGUGUUUUGCACGAUACACUCGGUGUGGGAGGGGGAGGAUAAGGGGAAGGGGAAAGCAAACACUGGAGCGCCGGAGGACCUCCUCGCCAGCAUCCGAAUGACGAUCGGCCGCGUCUUUGACUACAUGUGCGAUGUCAUCUCGUGCUCCCCUGAGCAGCUCCGGCAAGCGAAGACGGUGGAGUCGAUCGAGAGAGACGAGGUAAACUCUAGAUUAUCCUCAACAUACUGCGGCGGGGACACAACGAGGCCAGAAGAAUGGUGUGUACUUCUUUGGAACGACGAAAAGCAUACGGUUACAGACGUUCAAGACCAGGUGGCGAGAGCAUGCGGGACGACGCUGGCAACCGGCCUCGCAAAGGCCUACGAGACGGACGGCAUCGGUAGAAGUCUGUUGAUGUACGACCAAAGUAUCGAAAAACUCAUAGAAGUUGCCGAGGUUUUGGAAAGGAUCAGGGUUACUGUCACAAUUCGCUCAGCUCGAGACACGUUCCGAGAACAGAUGGUCAGCACGAUGGUGGAUUGGCUAAGAGACAUCUCGGGAUGCAGCGUCGGCAACGACCACAACAUUCUUAGGCAAGUUGUUUGUGAGGAGAUGCUCAAACCAUGGCGCCGAGGAAGUCGAGCUACACACGCCAAUGUUGGACAGGACGGCAUGGAUGACGAGGAGAUGACUGAACGCCAAUACUUUGAGGAGGACGAGUUCUAUGCCCAGCAAAUAAGAAUCAUGGUGCAAGCUCGAGCUGCCGCUCGUGUGGGAGAGCCCAUAGACGAUUCCGAUGAUGAUGACGACGGAAUUGAUCUCGACGAGGAGGAAUUUGAGCACGCCCUUGGGAGUGAUAUGGAAGAGAACGGGGAUGACGACGGCGAUGUCAUGAUGAUCGAUACCAGGACAGAGGGCGGCGAUAUUCCCAUGCAAGACUGGCGUCAAGACAACGCUUUGGAAGAUGAUGAAGCUACAGUUGCUGGCUAUCCGCCACCACCGCCACCGCCUCCUCCAGUUCCAGCUCCCAGACGAACUGCUCGGGAAAGGGAGCUCACUCCUUCGGAUUCUGAUACCGCAGAGCCGCUUAUUGCUCCCACGGUGUCUUUCAAGCCUCGUCUCGACAUACCCAAGACACCGGGCAACAACAAGACCGGAGAGUCAGCCCCAGCACCCGGUUCAUACUGGCUUGCCACUCCCACAGGCUAUGUGGAAGAAGAAGGAAUCCCGGUUGCCGAGGACCUGUUUGAGAGGGUGCGGCUGGACUGGAUGAUUCUGUUCGACCUCAGGAUGUGGAAGAAGGUUCGGAAUGACCUGCGAUCCUUGUACAUCUCGACUGUGGUCACAAUUCCCGAGUUUAAGCGCAUCCUGGGUCUCCGGUUCGCCGGACUCUACACCACGCUUGCGCAGUUGUAUCUCAUCGGCGACCGCGAGCCGGACCAUUCCAUCAUCAACAUAUCCUUACAAAUGCUGACCACCCCGUCCAUCACGGCCGAGGUCGUGGAGCGUGGCAACUUCUUGACAAACUUGAUGGCCAUCUUAUACACCUUCCUGACGACUCGGCAAGUCGGGCACCCCUGGGAUGUGGACUCCAGCGCUGUCUUGGCCUUCGACACUGGUUCCGUCACCAACCGCAGAAUGUAUCAUUUCUUCCUUGAUCUCAAGUAUCUCUUUGGCUCCCCCAACGUCCAAGAGCGCCUUCGGACAGAGGAGCGGUACAUGAUGCAGUUCUUGGACCUCGUCAAACUGCACCAAGGCAUCUGUCCUAACGUCAGGGCGGUGGGUGAGCACGUCGAGUACGAGACGGACAGCUGGAUCAGCGCUUCGCUGGUCACUCGUGAAAUCAACAGGCUAUGCCGGCAGUUUGCCGAGUCUUUCCGGAAUGUCAGUGAGCAGGAGUUUGUCCACGUGGAGAAAGCUAUUCGCCUCGCGGCCAAGUCGGUCAUUGUCAACUCCAUUGGAGCUGAACGCAGCCGGUUCAGCGGAUCGGAGAUCAAGGAUGAAAUUCGGUUCAAGACACUCAGCGACUUUGAGUUUGACCCGGCACACAACGAGAUCGAGGUGGUCAAGUUUGUUGUUGAGGAGCAGCCGAUAAGUUUCCACCAUGCGCUUCACUACACUCUGUCUUGGUUGAUCGAAUGUGGCAAGGCUAUGCCGGUGGAACAGCUCAGGGCACUCUUGACUUUCACCACGCAGGAGCUUACUAUGAAGCCUCGCUCCAUGGGCAAGAAGGUGUGGCCAAAGCGAGAGUUUACUCCCGAGGACUACCUCAUGGCUGCCUUUGACUACCCGUUACGGGUGUGCGCGUGGCUUGCUCAGAUGAAGGCGGGCAUGUGGGUCAGGAACGGGUUGAGCUUGCGUCACCAAGCUGGAACAUACCGCGGUGUUGGUCAGAGAGAUGUGUCCCACCACCGCGAUAUCUUCUUGUUGCAGACGGCCUUGGUGGUUUGUGAUCCCAGCCGCGUGCUGGCGUCUAUCAUCGAUCGGUUCGGCAUGGAGAAGUGGGUCAAGGGCAUCUUUGAACAAAAGACCAAGAGUCAAGACGAUGGUCAGCAUCUGGAUGUCGUGGAGGACAUGAUCCAUCUUCUCAUCGUUCUGCUCAGCGACAAAACGUCUCUGGUCCGCAAUGAUGAAGAGAAGAACCCUCAAAUCGCUUCCAUGCGCCGGGAUCUGACUCACGUUCUGUGCUUCAAGCCGCUCUCAUUCUCGGAUAUUUGCGCAAAGCUUCCUGAUAAGUUCCAGGAGCAAGAAGACUUCCACCGGAUACUGGAUGAGAUGGCCACCUUCAAAUCUCCCGAGGGGCUGACUGACGUUGGACUCUUUGAACUCAAACCACAGCAUGUCGAAGAGGUUGAUCCAUACAUCGCCCACUACAACAAGAACCAACGAGAGGAGGCGGAGAUGGCCUGGCGCAAGUGGAUUGCCAAGAAGACUGGCAAGCCCAUUGAAGAUGUUGUCUACGAACCCAAGCCUCGCCCUGUCACGUCGGGUGUGUUUGCCGGACUGGGCAAAUUCACCAGCACCGGGAUGUUUGCGCAGAUUGUCUACUACUCGCUGCUGUAUGCUCUCACAUACUCGAAAUUAACACCAGGAGUUCCUGCCACUCGAGUGGAAUCCUUCUUGCAGGUUCUUCUGCACCUCGUCCUGAUUGCCAUCGCCGAGGACAAUGUCACGGAUGACGAGCAGGAGCCAGAGCAGCCUUCGUUUAUCAGCAUUGCCCUAAAUCAGCAAGCUCGCCAUUUCGUUCCCGAGGCACCACAGUCAAAGACAAUUGUGUCUCUCCUGAACAUGAUGUCGUCCAAGGAGGAGUACAAGGGAUGUCAUCUGAAGAUCGAGUUGGUGCUCCGGAGGAUGCGCCAAAAGCGCCCACGGGGCUUUGAAUUUGCCUGUGACCGUCUCGGUCUGUCGCUGGACCGCAUGAACACAUCGUCGCCUGCAGCCGCGUCAGCUGACGAGGAGCGGGAGCGCAAGAAGAAGGCGGCGCUGGACCGACAGCGUCGAGUCAUGGCGCAAUUUCAGGCUCAGCAGAAGAGCUUCAUGGAGAACCAGCAGGAUAUUGACUGGGGAGAGGUGGAUGAGCUCGAGGAAGAUGAGCAUCUUCCGCCGGCUCAGGAGCACCGCAAGUUCUGGAAAUACCCAGCAGGAACUUGCAUCUUGUGCCAGGAAGAGACGGAUGACCGGCGGUUGUAUGGCACGUUUGCGUAUUUCACACAGAGUAACAUCCUGAGGCAGACUGAUCUCCAGGAUCCUGACUUUGUGAGGGAGGCUUUCAACACGCCUGACAAUCUUGAUCGGUCAGUGGAGGAUAUUCGUCCGUUUGGUGUUGCCGGUGAGAACAGACACAAGGUUCAAAAGGUGGAUCAGCACGGCGAGGUCUUUGAGGCAGAGCGGCAGUGCAUUGGGAAGGGGUUCCCACCGAAUCUGUCCCGGCCUGGUCCGGUAGCUAUUGGUUGUGGCCACAUUAUGCACUAUGGCUGUUUCGAGGCCUACUAUGAUUCCAUCAUUCGUCGACAUAGUCAGCAGAUUGCACGGCACCCACCUGAAGACACCAACAGGUUGGAAUUUGUGUGUCCUUUGUGCAAGGCUCUCGGCAAUGCGUUUCUUCCUAUUAUUUGGAAGGGACAGGAAGAGUCGUAUCCUGGUCCGUUGGUGCCCGAGAAGUCCUUUUCUGAUUUCCUUAACGAGCAACUGCACUCGGCGUACUAUUCGCUCGGGGCUGCUCGGCCUCCUGAUGGUGUCCAAGACGCGUUUGCAGCGUACACACAGACGUACAUGGUCACCAACCUGGCAGAGAAAUCGGCGCAGCUGUUGGACGAUGCCUGGGUUCAUGUGGGUGCUUCGUCGUUGCCGACGGCAAGCCCUUAUAGCGAGACUUUCAGUAUCGUUUCUGCCCCAGAGACCAGUGGUAGUCGAGGUGCUACCCCUGAGGCCCACAGCAGCAUGCGAGAGUUGGUCAACGUCUACCGUCGGCUUAGAGACAGCCUAAAGAAGAACGGUCUUCGCUCGCGCCACCAGGACAAUCUUCCCGAGGCCGACAGUGCUGAGCUCUUUUCUAGUGAUGUGCUCGCACGCUCGGUAGGGUUCUCGAUUUCUGCCGUGGAAAUUCAACAGCGUGGAGUUGAGGCCGAGUACGGUCAGACAUUUUUGGAAAGAAUCCCGGAGCAGGUCCUCACUCAGCUGCGUAUCCUCAGCGAGACGGUCACCUCGUUUAUCGCCGUCGGUGGCUUGAAGGAGAAUGGAGAAAACCGCAUCGACACUGAGUACCGUGCCGACAGUGAACGCCAGCACUGCCAACUCUUCAUCAGACAGUACACCGACCAAGAAACCGAGCACACACGCACCCCCUUGGCGGAUUAUCCCGCGCUCCUCAGACAAGACCUCUUUGUCUUUCUUUGUGAAAGCGUCUUUGGCGUAGCCCACGCGCAGCACUUUGAAAUAGCCCACCUCGUCCGCUUGUGCUACCUGGCCGAGAUUGUCAAGGUGACGUACCAAAUGGCGCGCAACAUGCCCUUUUACCAGUGGUUCCAGCACAUCACGCGCAGCAAGCAGACCAUGUCCCCCUCCCUGGCGAGGUUUGUCGAAUUUUGCGACCUCAUCUUCCACUUUGACGUCGCGGCUGAGGCGCAAGGGGGUUUGUCCAGGGAAGACUUCACCAACGGGGGGUUCUCCCAGGAGGGUCUGGACACCCUGGAGGGCAUGUACACGUUUGUCAAGAAGUACGCCUUGACCUUUUUGAGAAAGUGCGUCCUGCUGCUGCACGUCAAGUUUGGAGUUGAUUUCAACUCGAGGGUUUCGCCCCAGCCGGAACUGUCGGAGCUGGAAAGACUGACUGAAAUGCUCCGCCUGCCUAGCUUUGACGAGAUGCUCAGCGCUUUUAGUGCUGAAGACGGGCCGGCAAGCGGGUGGCCGAUUCCGGCGACGAAGUACUUGGUUGAGGGGUGGAUCAAGCACAGUGUUGUUGCGCCCAACUCGGAGGACGAGGAAGGGCUGUCAGCGGCGGCGCUGGUGAGCCACCCUGGCAUUUUUGAGCUGGUGGGCUUGCCAAAGAAUUAUGACCUUUUGAUCGAGGAGUGCACGCGCAGGAAAUGUCCGACAAAGGGGAAGGACAUUACGGACCCGACGAUUUGUCUGUUUUGCGGGGAGAUUUUUUGCGGGCAGGCGGUGUGCUGUGCGAAGGAUGUCAAGGAGGGGAGGAAGAACAGUAAGGUUGGGGGGGCACAGCAGCAUAUGUGGAGGUGCCAAAAGAAUAUCGGGCUGUUUAUCAAUAUCCGCAAGUGCUGCGUCUUGUACCUGUCCAGGAAGUCGGGCAGCUUCAGCCACGCACCGUAUAUCGACCGGUAUGGCGAGGUGGACUUUGGGCUGAGGUUUGGGCGGCAGCUGUUUUUGCAUCAGAAGAGGUAUGAUAGCAUGCUGAGGGGGUUGUGGUUGGGGCACGGGGUGCCGAGUUAUAUCGCGAGGAAGCUGGAGGCGGAUAUCAAUAAUGGGGGGUGGGAGACGAUUUAGCGGGCGUAAAACAGAUGAUGGGGGCACGUGAGCGGGGGGGGCAAAAGGAAAGGGGAGGUCAGUUUUUGUAGCGUACACUUUGGACUUUUGGGGGCAUAGGGGUACUACUUAUGGGCGGGUGAACUUGUUUUAUGGCAGAAACACCAAGAGUUGAGAAAUGAACGGUUUUUAUUUUUGUAUCAGUAUAAUGUCAAGAUGCUUAAGCAUAUACUUUUGUCUAUUCCGACCGACUCUCAUAACCGGUCCUAGAAGCCCU
This is a messenger RNA of Podospora pseudocomata, 6694 nucleotides long. RefSeq names its product E3 ubiquitin-protein ligase ubr1 (gene UBR1). Gene Ontology annotation, biological process: ubiquitin-dependent protein catabolic process via the N-end rule pathway. The transcript has 2 exons. NCBI's taxonomy places the organism in Eukaryota, Fungi, Ascomycota, Sordariomycetes, Sordariales, Podosporaceae. The record is from RefSeq and is a predicted model, not a curated record. Gene Ontology annotation, molecular function: ubiquitin protein ligase activity; zinc ion binding. Bases 1 to 6438 code for a protein of 2145 amino acids.